Messenger RNA from Penicillium odoratum, 1596 nucleotides. RefSeq lists its product as uncharacterized. Lineage: Eukaryota; Fungi; Ascomycota; Eurotiomycetes; Eurotiales; Aspergillaceae. The record is from RefSeq and is a predicted model, not a curated record. The transcript has a single exon. Bases 1 to 1596 code for a protein of 531 amino acids. Gene Ontology annotation, biological process: DNA-templated transcription; regulation of transcription by RNA polymerase II. Gene Ontology annotation, cellular component: chromatin. Gene Ontology annotation, molecular function: DNA-binding transcription factor activity, RNA polymerase II-specific; RNA polymerase II cis-regulatory region sequence-specific DNA binding; zinc ion binding.
AUGGACAGGGAUCAGUCCCUAGGGCUCACAGCUCCGGUUCAGACCGAGCCCAUUCUCCAUUGGACGAACCAAUCCCCAGAUACCACAUUCGACGAUGAUUUGCUUCGAUGGAUACGGGAGCCGUGUCUAUUUGAGGAUAUGCGCUUUGAUGAAGAUAUCAUGUCGGUACUACUGGAAUCGGGAUCAAUGCCGCCCUUCAAUGCCGCACCACUUCUCGCCAUGGAUAUAGAUACAGAUCAAGCAACCUCAGAUCUCAAUAAUCGAAGCGCCAAUGGCUCCGAUGGCCGGGGUGGAAUAAUGGGUCGACCAGCAUCACCUCCGAAUGAAGCCUCCGAAGAAGACAAAUGGCCCUACAGAUGGGAUCCUGGGUCUCAACCGAUCACCGCCGCUAAGCCCAUUGAACUGCCUCAAAACCAUCCAUUGAGAUGUAAUCAUGAGACUCAAUUUGAUAUAUCAAACCAGCGGUACCAAAAGGUCAUCGCCUUCCUUCUGGAACCAGCAAGAAGGGGAUUCAACUUCCACUCACUUCAUUUCCCAGACCUGAAGACCACGAAUAUUUUUAUAAGACUGUUUUUCACUUGUUUCGAACACCAGAUGCCUGUCAUACAUCGCCCAUCUUUGCAGUCGUGUGAUAGUUUGCCUGAUCCCCUUCUAGCCGCAAUAAUUGCCAUUGGAGCUAUAUACAGCCGAGAACGACACACCUGCCGUUUCUCAAUUGUACUCAUCGACAUGGCAAGGCUGGGCUCACAGAUUGUCCUCGAGAUGAAUAACAAGCUUAUGAGAGACCCUAUGUUUGUCUAUGCCCUGGCACUUCUCUGCUACGCAGGCCUCUGGUGCGGCAACAAACGAUUGUUUGAGCUCUCUGAGAGCAUUCGCGCCGCAGUGGUCACUUACUGUCGCCAAAUCCGUAAUAGCGAAUGCAGCUUUGCAAGAGAAGAUGUCAAGAGAUUCGGCACGACCUUUGAAGGCCAGUGGCAAACAUGGAUUUUGAAAGAGUCCAGAAAGAGGCUGCUGUGGGUUAUUUACAGUCUCGACUGUAUGUUCCCAUGUUUGCUGUACCUACCGGCCUCAAUAAGCCUGGCAGAAUCUAUGACAAUGGAGUGUCCCUGUGAUGAGGAAUUCUGGAAUGCUGCAACUGUCAAUCGUUGGAAAUCCUUACUUGGCUCUGCAUCUGUUCCACCUGCAAGAACCUUCGCUUCUGCCGUGAGCCCUUUUCUGGGGCCUAUAAGUCCUGGAAGUACUUCUUACAGCACCUCUUCCGAUGAAAUCCUUCGGCAGACCUCUAUAUCAUCUUCGAUAGGUCUCAAUUCUUGGACUCGACAUCUUGUUCUUACUAAUAUCCUGGUACAUAUAUUUGAACUGUCUGAGCAGAUUUCUAUGGUAUCCGAGGCAACUCUUGAUACAGGGAUAUGGCAGAUACCAGGUGCAAAAGAAGCACACUCCCCCACAUAUUCGAUGGGGCCUGAAAUAAAACCACACUAUGACUAUCUGGCGACAAGAUACCUGUCAAGCCGACAAAGAGGAUCUACAUUAUCACCCCCGGAACAAGAAGUGUGCAGAGCACUCGCGAAACGCAAGGAAAUUCUUUCAAGUUAG